This is a messenger RNA of Rotaria sordida, 669 nucleotides long. Lineage: Eukaryota; Metazoa; Rotifera; Eurotatoria; Philodinida; Philodinidae. The record is from the annotation of a GenBank genome assembly.
AUGAUAAUCCUUCCAAAUUCUCUUGAACUUGUUGCUUAUCAAUGGCAUACAAUUAAUAUGGGUUAUUUAUUAAUUGGUCUCGGAUUUUUUCUUAUAUGUAUCAUUCAAGAAUUAACAAAUCUUUUUGAAUUAUAUUUAUCAAAAAGACAAAAUAAAAAUGAACAAGAAAAAUUAAUUGAUUCGUCAGUGACAUCGCAUCAUAAUCAUCAAUUAGGACGUCUUGUUACAAUUGUUUUUGGCCUUGGUGUUCAUUAUUUUUUUAAUGGGAUUCUCAUUGGUGGACAAACAAAAGAUACAGCAACAUUAUGGCUUUUAUUAGGUGCUAUUUGUUUUCAUAUGUCUUUACUUGCAUUUUCAGUAACACUUCGUCUAUUGAUUAAUAAUAAAAAUUAUUUUCAAGUAUUUUGUGCUAUGUCUAUUUGGAGUAUAAUGGGACCAAUUGGUGUAUUUAUAGGUUUAUUAGUUAGUUCAGAUUCAUCUAGAUUAAAUUUAAUAAAUGGAAUUUUACAAUGUUUAAGUGCAGGAACAUUUAUAUAUAUAACAUUUAUUGAUAUGAUCUAUGAUGAUCUUAUGAAAACAAAACUUUGCCCAUUCGUUAAUAUAAUUUUGAUAUUUGUUGGAUUUUUAAUUAUUGUUCUAAUUAGUUUAUGGUAUCAACAUGCGCAUUAA